Messenger RNA from Saccharomyces eubayanus, 4437 nucleotides. RefSeq names its product chromatin-remodeling ATPase INO80 (gene INO80). The record is from RefSeq and is a predicted model, not a curated record. Gene Ontology annotation, cellular component: nucleus; Ino80 complex. The transcript has a single exon. Lineage: Eukaryota; Fungi; Ascomycota; Saccharomycetes; Saccharomycetales; Saccharomycetaceae. Gene Ontology annotation, biological process: chromatin remodeling; DNA-templated transcription; DNA repair. The coding region runs from base 1 to 4437 and encodes 1478 amino acids. Gene Ontology annotation, molecular function: ATP hydrolysis activity; DNA binding; histone binding.
AUGUCGCUAGCCGUUUUGCUCAACAAGGAAGACAAAGACAUAUCUGAUUUCUCAAAGCUCACUGCGGAUGAACUUCCCACGAGCAAUGGCAAUGAGGGAGUAGCCGAUGCUGGACCUCGCAAAGUGCUAGAUAAGAGACAGGCGUACCUGUCCCGAUUAAACAGCGAGUUUGAUCGCAUCAAGAAAAGAGACUCGAUAGAGCAGCUCUACCAGGACUGGAAGUUUGUCAAUCUACAGGAGUUUGAGUUGAUAUCUGAAUGGAAUCAGCAGUCCAAGGACUGGCAAUUCGACAACACUAGUGAUUCCAUCGAUCUGCAUUUCAAGAAGCUGUACCGUGAUAUGAGUUCGAUCAACAAGGAAUGGUCGGAGUACCAGACUUUCAAGAACACUAAUCUUUCGGACAUAAUCAACGAAAAGGAUGCUGACGAAGAUGAGGACGAAGACGAAGAUGACGUGGAAGAUGGUGACGAGGCGGUGGAACAGGAAGACCAAAGCCCUACCAAACACGUCAAUGGUAAAAAUUUGCAUGCAAAUGGUGCUCAAAAAUCAAAAAAGAAGGAUUCCACGGCUGCCCUGGGGAGAGCUAUAAAGAAGGAACAAGACAAUGUCGAUGCGGUCUCGGCUGUCGAUGGCGACGAUAACGAAGGUGACGGUGACGGUGACGAUAACGACGACGAAAAUGAUGACGAUGACGAUGACGAUGACGACGACGACAACGACAACGACAACGAUGAUGACGAGGAAGAAGAAGACGAAAUGGAGGAGCUUGAAGAGGAGGACUUCGCCGCUUUUGAAGAGCAAGAUGACAAUGACGACGAAGACUUCAAUCCUGACGGCGAGAAGAGGAGAAAGAGGUCUUCGUCAUCUUCGUCAUCUACCAAGUUGUCAAUGAACUCGCUAUCUCUUAUAACAUCCAAGAAAAUAAAUAAAAAUAUCACUAUCGACAGCGAUAGACCGAAAAUCGUACGUGAGCUUAUCAAAAUGUGUAAUAAGAACAAACACCAAAAGAUCAAGAAGAGGAGGUUCACCAACUGUAUUGUCACCGACUACAAUCCAAUUGACUCGAAGUUAAACAUAAAAAUUACUCUAAAGCAGUAUCAUGUGAAAAGGUUAAAGAAAUUAAUCAACGAUGCCAAGAGAGAAAGAGAAAGAGAGGAGGCUUUGAAAAACAACGUUGAUUUGGACGGUAAUGAUUUGGACAAUGACGAAGACGGCCCAGAAUCCCAAAAGAGAAGGAAACUAAACAACAAUAAUGUUGGCGCUGCUGAUGAUCCUAACAAGAGAAAGUUCAACACUAGACACGGGUUGCCCACUUAUGGUAUGAAGAUGAAUGCUAAAGAAGCUCGGGCCAUCCAGAGGCACUAUGACAACACUUACACGACCAUUUGGAAAGAUAUGGCGCGUAAAGAUUCUGCAAAAAUGUCAAGGUUGGUUCAACAAAUGCAAUCCAUCAGAUCGACGAAUUUCAGGAAAACCUCGUCACUCUGUGCUAGAGAAGCGAAAAAAUGGCAAUCCAAGAACUUCAAACAAAUCAAGGAUUUCCAAACAAGAGCUAGAAGAGGUAUUAGAGAAAUGUCCAAUUUCUGGAAGAAGAAUGAACGUGAAGAAAGGGACCUAAAGAAGAAAAUAGAAAAGGAGGCCAUGGAACUGGCCAAGAAGGAGGAAGAAGAGAAAGAAUCUAAGAGGCAAGCCAAAAAACUAAAUUUCCUCUUAACUCAGACAGAACUGUAUUCGCAUUUUAUUGGAAGGAAAAUCAAAACAGACGAACUGGAAGGGAAUGGUGCUUCCAACAAUGGUUCUCAAAAUCAUAAAAAUAUCGAUAUUUCAGCAUUAGUUCCAAACAAAAAUGAUUUCCACUCUAUUGAUUUCGAUAACGAAAAUGAUGAACAACUAAGACAAAGAGCUGCAGAGAAUGCUUCGAAUGCUCUGGCUGAAACAAGAGCGAAAGCCAAGCAAUUUGAUGCUCACGCAAACGCACAGGGGGGUGACGAUGAAGAUGACGAUGAAGAUGAGUUGAAUUUCCAAAAUCCAACCUCUUUAGGUGAAAUAACUAUUGAGCAACCCAAAAUUUUAGCAUGCACUUUGAAAGAAUACCAACUGAAGGGGUUGAACUGGCUAGCCAACCUGUAUGACCAAGGUAUCAAUGGUAUCUUGGCAGAUGAAAUGGGGUUGGGUAAAACCGUACAAUCUAUUUCUGUUCUAGCUCAUUUGGCGGAAAAUCAUAACAUUUGGGGGCCCUUUCUGGUGGUCACACCUGCCUCCACUCUACAUAAUUGGGUUAACGAAAUAUCCAAAUUUCUGCCUGAAUUCAAAAUUUUGCCGUAUUGGGGGAACGCCAAUGACCGUAAAGUUCUGAGAAAAUUUUGGGACAGGAAAAACUUGAGGUAUAAUAGGAAUGCUCCAUUCCAUGUUAUGAUUACUUCGUACCAAAUGGUCGUUACUGAUGCCAACUAUUUACAAAAAAUGAAAUGGCAAUACAUGAUCUUGGAUGAGGCUCAAGCUAUCAAAUCUUCACAAUCUUCCAGAUGGAAAAAUUUGCUAAGCUUUCAUUGUCGUAAUAGACUAUUAUUAACUGGUACACCUAUCCAGAACAGUAUGCAAGAAUUAUGGGCACUUUUACAUUUUAUCAUGCCUUCCCUUUUUGACUCUCAUGAUGAAUUUAAUGAAUGGUUCUCCAAGGACAUUGAAUCUCAUGCCGAAGCAAAUACAAAAUUGAACCAGCAGCAAUUACGUCGUUUGCAUAUGAUCUUGAAGCCGUUUAUGUUAAGACGUGUGAAAAAGAACGUGCAAUCCGAAUUGGGUGACAAGAUUGAAAUCGACGUUUUAUGUAAUUUGACUCAAAGACAAGCCAAGUUAUACCAAGUGUUGAAAUCUCAAAUUUCUACAAAUUAUGAUGCCAUUGAGAAUGCCGCCACAAACGACUCUAACUCUAAUUCAACCUCCAGUUCGGGUUCCGAUCAAAAUUUAAUCAACGCAGUCAUGCAAUUUAGAAAAGUUUGUAAUCAUCCAGAUCUUUUUGAAAGAGCUGACGUCGAUUCUCCAUUUUCCUUCACUACUUUUGGUAAAACUACUUCAAUGCUAACUGCAUCUGUGGCCAACAAUAACAGCACUGUUGUAAGCAAUAGCAAUAUGAACCUCUCUAGUAUGAGCAGUAAUAAUAUUUCGAAUGGAAAAUUCACUGAUCUGAUUUACUCUUCAAGGAAUCCAAUUAAGUAUAAUUUACCAAGGUUAGUUUAUGAUGAUUUGAUUCUACCAAACUAUAACAAUAACGUUGAUAUAGUUCAGAAAAUACAAAAUGUGAAAUUCAAUAUUUUCAACACAUCAAUAAAUUAUGAAUUGUGUUUAUUCUUGUCCAAAUUAACCGGAGAAAGCUCUCUGAAUGAAUUUUUCAGGAUAUCCAAUACGCCACUACUGAAAAAAAUAAUAGAAUUUACAGACCAACCACACAAUCCUAAUAGUUUGAUGGUCAAAAGUAAAACUGAAGAAUUAUUGAGACUUUCCAAAAAUACACCUUCGAAAGGUGUAUUGGCAUCAUUAUUAAACAUCAAACAACUAACCUAUGAAGAUGAGUACUUGAAUAGUAUACAACGUGGUUAUCAUCCAAAUGUUUCUGCUCCUCCAAUUACUAUUGAAGUUCUUGGUUCCAGUCACAUUUCUAACAGCAUAAACAAUGAUCUAUUUGACCCAAUAGUGACUCAGGCACUAUCCGAUAUUCCGACAGCAACGCAAUAUAACAUGCACGUCAACAAAAAAAUACCGAUUGAAAGCUUUCCAAGGACAGGAUUAUUCCCUGAACCAUUAAAUAAGCAUUUUUCAUCAAACAUAUCGAUGCCGUCUAUGGAUAGAUUCAUUACCGAAUCAGCAAAGCUAAGAAAAUUGGAUGAAUUAUUAGUGAAAUUGAAAGCGGAAGGUCACAGAGUUCUGAUUUAUUUCCAAAUGACCAAAAUGAUGGAUUUGAUGGAAGAGUAUUUAACCUAUAAACAGUACAACCAUAUUAGACUGGAUGGUUCAUCGAAAUUGGAAGAUCGUCGUGAUUUGGUUCAUGAUUGGCAAACUAACCCAGAGAUUUUUGUAUUUCUUUUGAGUACAAGAGCGGGUGGGUUAGGUAUUAACUUAACGGCUGCUGAUACAGUUAUAUUCUAUGAUUCUGAUUGGAACCCUACUAUUGACUCACAGGCUAUGGAUAGAGCACAUAGAUUGGGUCAAACUAGACAAGUGACGGUAUACAGACUGCUUGUUCGUGGCACCAUCGAAGAAAGAAUGAGAGAUAGAGCCAAACAGAAGGAACAGGUUCAACAAGUUGUGAUGGAAGGCAAGACCCAAGAAAAGAACAUUAAAACCAUUGAAGUUGGUGAAAAUGAUUCUGAUGUAACUCCAGAAAGUGAUAAGAACAUAAUUCAGAAUGAAAUCAAAGCCAGAGCAAGUGCAUUGGCAUGA